GAAACGUUUUCAGUCAGUUUACUGUAUAUUGUUGUGAAAAAUUAUGUCAAAACUGAAUCACUAUUAACAAUUGUUUAUCCGUAUGACUUGGCGUGGCUAGGCUAUUGUCAAAUAAUACUCGGAAUGAGUACGCAUAUUAUAAGCUACAGUUGGGUUACUUUUUCGAUCACGAAUGAAAAUGUACCUUAAAAACCCUUUCGGUUUCGUUUGCAUUAGGAAAUAUAUUUCCUUGUCGCAUCAGAGCGAAGCCAAGCUGUAUUUUCGCUUCAAAUUUGAUUAAGGUAUAGUCUACAUUCUUCUUAUAUUUGAUUUAAUCAUUAUGGCACUUUUCGACGUAAGUGGUUAUAAGUCCCACGCGGGACUUCGUGGGCAGAUUCUUGGAACAGGAGUAGGGCAUCUUAUUGACCGACCGAAUCAGGAAUUUGCUGUCCCUGUUGGAGUGGAUGUGAGUAUUUUCUGCAGUUAUUUUCUGUUUCUUCUGUGACAAUAAUAUGAUGAUCUAAAUGAUCUAAUGUGUCCUAUGUGAAGUGAACUAUACCUUACUAAAGCAUGGUUCAAUGGAGAUUCACAACUCACCUCAAGCACACUUUUAAGCACGCACGCACAAACAUACGCGCGCACGCAUGCAUACCACCUGACAAAAUACUGACAAGCGCUGCUGCAUCACACAUUUUUUAAACGAUUGGAUCAAUCUACUUCACAGUCCCACUCUAUAAUGCUCUCUUUCUCUCUAGCCCUCAGGGUUCCUGAAGUCAUGCAGCCGUGAAGGUGGUGUGUCCAUAGAUCUGAACCAUGGAACAACUACUCUGGCUUUCAAAUUCCGCCAUGGUGUCAUUGUGGCCGUGGACUCCAGGGCCUCAGCUGGCAGCUACAUUGGUAAACAUCACAUUCCAUAGGGAUUAGCUUUCCUUGAUAACCAAAACCACUUUAGCCCAUCAGCCGUGCGGUCUUGGUUUCACGUGGUACAGAUUUAUAAUGUAAGAAAAGUAGCUAUUAGUCUCUAAUUUCAGGCAUACACAGUGCCUUCAUCUGACAAUACUGUACCUAUACACAGUAAGAAACUAGUAAUAGCAUUCUACUGUUACUGCUAUAACUGCCUACUGUAUUGUGAGUACUAAACCAAAUCUACAAGUGGUAAUUGUAAGGUCAUCCAUUUUGAUGUGAUUUACCUUGGAAGGAUGAUGUGAUCAGCCUUGAGUUGGUCCAUUAGAUUUCUGUUCCAGCAGCAGUCGUAGACCGCACCUUCAGAUGCAGAAUGGAUCUCAGAGAUCUAUAACCAAACAUAAAGCAAUCGUUCUCUAACCCCUUUGCCAUGUAUUUGUCUUUCCCUGCAGCGUCGAAGGAGGCUAACAAGGUGAUAGAGAUCAAUCCUUACCUGCUGGGGACCAUGUCUGGCAGUGCUGCUGAUUGCCAGUACUGGGAGAGACUGCUGGCUAAGGAGUGCAGGUCUGUUCGAGCUUGUCUCUGUUAGAUUGAGUCCCGCUAUACAGUUACAUGGUGUUAAUAUCACAAUCAUUGAUGCCUGUCUGUCUGGCUGUCUGUCAGGCUUAUGGGCAAGGGGAGGGCCAGGGAGGGUUGGAUGAAGAGAAAAUGUACCAAUCAAUGUCUUUUCCAUUUCUCAAAACAAAUGCGUUGGACAUAAAUUCAACCAUAUCAAUAUCAAACAGUGACUUUGUAGAUACCAUCUAUGUAUCGUUUUGGCCAUAAUUGUUAUCUGGACUAGCCCUCUCCUAAAUUGGUCUUCUUGGUCUGCUUCCAAGCCCCAUUAAUGCCUUAAUGUAUCUGGGGUGUUCAAAUCUAUCUGGAAGUAAACCAGUGUUUUAGCACUCUGACUGCCUUGUCUCAUACAGUGAGUUUUUGUGUCUCAGGCUGUACAAACUGAGGAACAAGCAGAGGAUCUCAGUGUCUGCAGCCUCUAAGCUGCUGUGUAACAUGAUGCUGGGCUACAGGGGCAUGGGCCUCUCCAUGGGCAGCAUGAUCGUUGGCUGGGACAACAAGGUACAGGGAGGGAGUGGAGUGUGUGUUUGUGUGUGUUUUUGGUGUGUGUGUGAGUGGUGUGUGUGUGUGUGGUAUGUGUGUGUCUGUGUGAGUGUUUAUUUGAAAGCCUGAUUUUUAUAGCUUACAUUUUCAUCCUGAUGGUACCCACCAUUUGUGACUACCAUUGGAUUGUCUCCAGUUGUCAUGUCUGUUGAUGAGUAUCAAUAUAUUUGUGUCUUGCUGUCCAGGGCCCUGGUUUGUACUACGUGGAUGAUAACGCCACACGUCUCUCUGGUCGGAUGUUCUCUACUGGUUGUGGUAGCAGCUAUGCAUACGGAGUGAUGGACAGCGGUUACCGUGAGGACAUGACGGUAGAGGAGGCGUACGAGCUGGGCCGCCGUGGCAUCACCCACGCCACGCACAGAGACGCCUACUCUGGAGGAGUGGUCAACCGUGAGUGACCUUGUUCUGAACCUAUACUCAUUCUAUAACGAUUAAUUUGAUUUGACUUGACUAAGUCAGUUCAUGUGAGACCAUGUGAAGCAUUGAUAGGUGCAGGCUAGAGUUUGAUGUAUGUUGAGAUAUUGUUUGUUUGUUGUGUAAAUUCCAGGUGUGAAUUCCAUUCAAGAGGUUAUAACUAAAUAUACAAUUAUAAUCUAAUCUCAUAAGGAUUUAUCCAUAUGAAAAAGUAGUCAUAUGCUGAAUCCAUAGGAAAAUAAAAUGUAAACAAUACCUUUAUGUGUAACUGUGUCUGUGUUUGUCCAGUGUACCACAUGCAGGAGGACGGCUGGAUAAAGGUGUGUAAGGAGGACGUGUCAGAACUGAUCCACCGCUACAGGAAGGGCAUGUUCUGAUCCCAGAUCAGCCUCCAUAGACCACACAGACCACACUGUGUUCUCUCUCAACUGAUCCCAGCACUGCUCCAAAUAAAGACCAUUUUCAAACCGCAUA
Molecule: messenger RNA, 2928 nt
Organism: Coregonus sp. 'balchen'
Lineage: Eukaryota; Metazoa; Chordata; Actinopteri; Salmoniformes; Salmonidae
Source: the annotation of a GenBank genome assembly